Molecule: messenger RNA, 1680 nt
Organism: Fonsecaea erecta
Lineage: Eukaryota; Fungi; Ascomycota; Eurotiomycetes; Chaetothyriales; Herpotrichiellaceae
Product: methionine-tRNA ligase
Exons: 1
Coding region: 1-1680 (559 amino acids)
Biological process (GO): methionyl-tRNA aminoacylation
Molecular function (GO): ATP binding; methionine-tRNA ligase activity
Source: RefSeq, a predicted model, not a curated record
AUGGAUGCUGCAGCCCCCCAUGUCGGCCAUCUCUACACGUUAGUCCUCGCAGAUGUCCUCAAACGAUGGGCAAAGCUUCGCGGCGACGAGAGCGCGACCCUACUGACGGGAACCGACGAACAUGGCAUGAAGGUGCAAAAGGCUGCUCAAAAGGCGAAUACCGACGUCAAAUUGUUCUGCGAUCAUCACGCCGAACAGUUCAAGGCGUUAUGUGACGCAGCCAAUAUCGACUACGAUCGCUUCAUCCGUACCACUGAUGAGGACCAUAAGGAUGUUGUCCGAUAUGUCUGGGAAGAGCUGAAUCGCGGUGGAUUUAUCUACGAAGCCAAGCAUGAGGGAUGGUACUCGGUCAGCGACGAGACUUUCUAUCCCUCAACCCAGGUUCACAAAGUCCUCGAUCCCUCAUCAGGUCUGACAAAGAUCGCCUCCAUCGAGACAGGAAAAGAUGUGGAAUGGACUUCAGAAAUGAAUUACCAUUUUAGGUUGUCCGCUUUUCAAACCCCUCUGCUCAAGUACUACGAGGAACACGCAGGCGCUAUUGUCCCGAAGCAACGCAUGGCUUUCAUCACGGACGAGAUUCGAAGUGGACUCAAAGAUCUCUCUAUUUCGAGACCGUCGUCACGUUUGACAUGGGGAAUUCAGGUUCCAGGCGACGAGAGCCAGACCAUUUACGUCUGGCUCGAUGCCUUGUUCAAUUACUUAACGAUGACAGGAUAUCCUUUCGUUAACAAAAAUGACCCGAACAUGGUGUGGCCACCCAAUUGUCAGGUCAUUGGUAAAGAUAUCAUUCGUUUUCACACUAUAUACUGGCCUGCUUUUCUAAUGGCUCUGGGACUUCCUGUGACUGAAAGAUUUCUGACCCAUGCCCAUUGGACGAUGAACAAUGAGAAAAUGUCCAAAUCGGCCGGCAACGGAGUGAAUCCGUUCUACGCCAUGGACCGAUUCGGAGUGGAUUGCAUUCGGUUCUUCAUGGCACACAACGGGGGUAUCGUCGACGAUGCCACAUACGACAACUCAUUCAUUGAAGAUACAUACAAUCACUUGUUGAGGGGUGGUCUCGGCAAUCUGAUCCAUCGCGUCUUUAAGAGCAAGCACUUCGAUGUCCGCGAAGCGGUCAGACUGGUCAGUGAAGACGAAGGUUUCUCGGAGUUCAUCGCUCGAGAACAAUGGACCGCCAGUAACCCGGAAAUGCAGGCUGUUCAUGCCAGUCUUAGAAAUCAUCAUGCCAAAUUAUGCUCUGUUAGGGAAAUUGCAGACAACCACAUGAAGGAACCAGAUCCCCGGAAGGCUGUCCAGUCAAUUUGUGAGCUGAUCGGAGAGGUAUGGAAUACUGAACAUUCUAGUGACGUCGUAGACCUGACAAAUUUGCAGACAAACAAAUUCUUCCAUAAUACCGCAAUCUGGAAGAUUAUUAAGAGUGCAGAUCCCGAAACAAGAAAAAUAGCGAAUUACGUCCUUUUCACGAGCGCAGAAUCCAUUCGAAUAAUGGCCAUUUUGCUCCAGCCGUUUAUGCCUGAAAAAAUGAAAGCAGCCCUCGAUUUGAUGGAAGUCGGUGAAUCAAAACGAGCAUUUGAUGAAGCUCGUUUUGGUGCAGAUAUCACCUAUGGUCCUCCAGCGCUGGAAGCGAAUGCAGGGGCGCCUGCUGCCGUUGUCUUUCCUCUACUAUUAUCAUCCCAUUGA